UGCUCACACCGGUGGAUACACGGGAACCACUGUUUCCUAUUUCACUGAGCCAAAUCCUGUCAUUUCUAGCCAGGACUACGUUUGUUGUGGAGUUUUAUGAAGUUUUGGCAUAGUGAUCUACAGGAUUAAACCAGUCUUAAACUUUAUUUUAUAGGAUCUCACUUUUAAAUUUUGAUUUGCUGGUCAACAUAUUUUAUUUACAGUUUACAUUGUAACUUUUUGUUUUUAUCUCCUUUUUUUUCCCCCCGGCUCCUGUGUGGUGUUUGGGCUAUGCUCUCCUCACCCACUGUGAUCCUUCAGCCCUAUGGACUGCCUGUGUAUCCACAGACUACCACAUGUUACCCCAGCUUAGUCCAGGGGGGUCCCUCUCAGGAGGCCGGCAGCGCUGACCCCACCCUCCCGCAGGUCUAUGCUCCGCCCCCCUCUUACCCCCCUCCAGGGCAGGGACCACCAACCUCUGCUGGACGACUGCCAGCUCUGGACUUCAGCUCUCCUCACAGCGGCUCGGAGUACCCCGAGCACCCCCCCCUGAGAGUGUACCAGGGCCCCCAGCACGAGGCUGUGGAGAGCCUGGGCUCCACCAACACGGAGGACGGUCUGACCCCUGCGAGCUCGGACCCCUCCCUCCCAGUGUCAGGGGGCGGUAGCGGGGCAGGAAGUGGCAGUGAGGAGGAGGGCUCCAGUAAAGCGCAGCCAAAACGCCUCCAUGUGUCUAACAUCCCAUUUCGCUUCAGAGACCCCGACCUCCGCCAGAUGUUUGGGCAAUUUGGUAAGAUCCUCGAUGUUGAAAUUAUCUUCAAUGAGAGAGGGUCAAAGGGAUUUGGGUUUGUAACUUUCGAGAGUGCGACUGAGGCGGAUCGAGCACGGGAAAAACUAAAUGGAACGAUUGUGGAAGGGAGAAAGAUUGAGGUAAAUAACGCCACUGCAAGAGUCGUCACCAAGAAACCUCAAACGGCUCUCGUGAACGGAGAGCUGUCAGCUUCUGGUUGGAAGAUAAACCCUGUGAUGGGAGCGAUGUACGCACCUGAACUCUACACGGUUGCCAGUUUCCCAUACCCCGUGGCCACGCCCACAUUAGCGUACCGAGGGUCAGCGCUCCGAGGCCGAGGGCGAGCCGUCUACAACACCAUCCGCUCCGCUGCCGCUGCCACUCCUGCCGCCCUGCCCGCAUACCCCGGGGUGGUGUAUCAGGACGGACUGUAUGGAGCAGAGGUCUAUGGGGGUUAUCCUGCAGCUUAUCGAGUGGCCCAGUCAGCGUCUGCAGCUGCGACUUACAGUGAUGGAUAUGGCCGUGUGUAUGCCACAGCUGCAGACCCCUAUCAUCACUCAGUCGGACCCACAACAACAUAUGGAGUCGGGACGAUGGCCAGUCUGUACAGAGGAGGCUACAACCGCUUCACCCCGUACUGAAGACAAAUGGCUGGAUUCGCUGGAGCAGGUUUGAGGUCCUUAAGCUCUGGACAUGUGGACACGGGGCUUGAAUCUCUGAGCGUCUCUUUAAGGAGCGAAACAGAGUGAAGCUGUAAAUAUGUUGGAGCCAUUUUGACUACUGACAACUCUUCAGAAGAAAAUCGUUUUGUAAAGUAUUUAUAGUUGCUUAAAAUCAUGUUAUUUAAGAAGUUGGUUUUAGAAUUAAUAAUUAUAGAUGUGCCAAAUUAAAGGGGUGGGCGAUGUGACAGCAAAAUCCAUAUCACGAAUUUAUUCCCUAGGUCUUAACUAAGCGUACUUGUCCUGGUUUGGCCCUGUUUUAGUCCUAGUUUAGCCCUGAUCUAGUCCAGGUUUAGCCUCAGUUUAGUCCCAAUUUGAAGUGGUGUGUGCAGGUGAUUGUGAUAUAACCUGCUUCUUCUUCUGAGAAAUACUUCACUGCGAUUGGUUAAUCCGUCUGUCACUCACUCAGAGCAUGACAAAGGCUGACCAAUAGGAAGAGUGGCAUUUUUGAGUAGAAAGUUUCAUUUAAAGGGCCCAUAUUGCACUGUUUUCAGAUCAACGUUAUAAUGUUGUUUCCCCAUCACAAACAGACUUGGAGUUUGUUUUGUUCUGCUCUCAAACUGAAAACACUCCGUUCCACCUUAUGAUGUCAUCAUGUGGUAAUACAGGAAGUGCUUCACUGUGUUUUUAAACUCCAUAUGCGUUCACUAGAAUCAUUUGGGUGAUUUCAGCUCUGGAAUUGCCAAUCUAAUACUGAACUAAAGGUAAAAAGUUGCUGUUAACUUGAAAACUACCACUUCAUGACAUCACGAGGUGGAACAGAGCAUUGUAGACAGACUAGUAAUAAAAUGUUACUGAAUCAUGUGUGAAUGAAACAAAACAAAACUCCAGGACUGUUUUUGAUGACACAACAACAUUAUAACAUGACUUAAAGCUGAUAAGAGUCCAUUUUGUGUACUAUGGGACCUUUAAACGAAAACCACUGAAAACUGAUAUAGUGAUUUGGUAAUAUCAUUACAUCGCCCAUCCCUACGCAAACUACUGUGAGACUUUUUGUCACACUGUUAAAAAAAAAAAGUGCUUAAAUUAGGGUCUGUUUUUGCAGUGCACAUGUUCUCUCCGGGACUGUCUUUUGCCUUUUCUUAAAAUCUACCUCUCAAACGCUCAGCUCUUCUUCUCACAGGGACAUUUUGCUCUUCAGUUUUGUAUUUAAGCCACAUUUAUUUCCUACUUUCACCUACCUACUUUUACUGUUUAAAUCAUUUUCUGAUCUUUUGUGCUAUAAACAUUUCUGUCUUCUUUACCAGAGGUGGGAAGAAACAACUGCAUUCACUCAGAGUACACACUUGAUUCUAAUAACUAAUACUUGAGUAGUAUUAUUUUGAAGUAACAGUACUCUUAACUUGAUAGAACUUGGUUACUUUUUCAUUCUAAGUAAGUGAAAAAAUAUAUAUGUUGACACUAUGAGAAGUUUUGAAGGUUGUUUCUUGUAUCUAAACUUACUGUAUUAUUUAUUAAUUUUAUUUUAUGCUCUGUUACCCAGACUACAUCAGUAUUAAAAUAUAAAUCAGAUGCCCUCCCCUCAAACACUUACUGAGUAGUAUCUCCACCAGAUAAAACGUCCGCCACUGUUUUUGCCCCAAUGGAGAUGUUACUACUUUACCUCGAAUGUUCCACAGUAUUGCAUUACAAUUAUUUAUCACCAUGGAGACCAGAUUGGUUUGUCUGCAGGCCAAGUUACACGUCAGAUCUGCAGAGAGGCAAGUCUGCUCCCCGUAGGAUUUCAGUGUAAAUAUAUGCAGUUAAAACACCUUUGACUGAAUAAAUGCAAGAUACUGCGGAACAUACCAGGCAGAGCUACAACAUCUCCAUGGAGACGAGCAGGUGGCGUGUCCUCUACCUGAAAAGUUACACAGCGCACCUUUAAUUUUACUUGAAGCACUGCUCUUCUUACUCGAGUACAUUUUGGCUGCUCUACUCUACCCACCUCUGGUCUUUAUUUCUCUGGAUGUAUUUUUUUCUCCUUCUGUUUAUUUAUAAUCUCUAGUUUCUUUCUUGUUUUCUGUUGCACUUUUCCUGCUGUGACAUUUACCUUUGAAUAAACUAUUUCUCCUUU
Molecule: messenger RNA, 3544 nt
Organism: Periophthalmus magnuspinnatus
Lineage: Eukaryota; Metazoa; Chordata; Actinopteri; Gobiiformes; Gobiidae
Gene: rbfox1l
Product: RNA binding fox-1 homolog 1, like
Exons: 12
Coding region: 271-1410 (379 amino acids)
Biological process (GO): nervous system development; regulation of alternative mRNA splicing, via spliceosome
Cellular component (GO): nucleus; cytoplasm
Molecular function (GO): mRNA binding
Source: RefSeq, a predicted model, not a curated record